AUGUCGGUGUCGACGGGAAUUCGCGUUGGCCUGAACAAGGGUUUCCUUGUGACCAAGCGGGAGACGCCUGCGCGCCCUUCUCGCAGAAAGGGAAAGAAGACAACUCGUGUGCAGGCAAUCAGGGAAAUCAUUCGCCAAGUUGCAGGGUUCGCCCCUUACGAGCGUCGUGUGUUGGAUCUGAUCAAGAUCGGCACCGCAGCCACCACCAAGCGCGCUCUGAAGUUCGCCAAGAAGCGCCUCGGCACCCACAAGAGGGGGAAGGCAAAGCGUGAGGAACUCACAAACGUUGCAGCCGCCAUGAAGAAGAAGGCUGCCGCAUGA
Eimeria maxima is the source of this 321-nucleotide messenger RNA. RefSeq names its product 60S Ribosomal protein L36, putative. The record is from RefSeq and is a predicted model, not a curated record. Gene Ontology annotation, molecular function: structural constituent of ribosome. NCBI's taxonomy places the organism in Eukaryota, Apicomplexa, Conoidasida, Eucoccidiorida, Eimeriidae. The transcript has 2 exons. Gene Ontology annotation, biological process: cytoplasmic translation. Gene Ontology annotation, cellular component: ribosome; cytosolic large ribosomal subunit. The coding region runs from base 1 to 321 and encodes 106 amino acids.